Molecule: messenger RNA, 540 nt
Organism: Caenorhabditis briggsae
Lineage: Eukaryota; Metazoa; Nematoda; Chromadorea; Rhabditida; Rhabditidae
Exons: 2
Coding region: 1-540 (179 amino acids)
Source: RefSeq, a predicted model, not a curated record
AUGCUGAAAUUUCUAGUCGCUCUCCUGGUGUUUUCUGCUCUUCCAGCUUUUGGAUUUCCUGCUGAAAAUUCCUCAAAUGUCUCGAAAAUUGAAGAAAAUGCGGUUAUCGAAAGAAUUGGAACAUCUCAGGAGGUGACAGUGAUUGAUGGAAAUUAUAGUGGAAAGGAGGCGAAACCUCGCUUAGCUCGUCACAGUCACAGCCACAGCGACACUGGAUCAUCAUCAUCACAUACUUCAAGUGGACACACCCACUCUUACUCGGAUAGUGGAUCCCAUCACCACCAUCAUUAUUUCUAUUCCAGCCCCAUCCAUUCUUACUCCUACUACAGUAGUCCCAGUUAUUAUACGGACUACAGUAGUACUUCAUACAGUAGUCCCAGCUACUACAGUAGCUAUUACAGUAGUCCAAGUUAUUAUGGGUAUGGUUACGGUAGCUAUGGCUACAACAACAACAACUAUGGAUACAACAAUUGCCAAAAUAACUACUAUUAUGGUUCCUAUUAUGGAUGUUCUUCUAAUUAUUAUUAUGGAAGGAAAUGA